This is a messenger RNA of Gracilinanus agilis (Agile Gracile Mouse Opossum), 1319 nucleotides long. It is a transcript of the gene SLC31A1, whose product is annotated as solute carrier family 31 member 1. The coding region runs from base 96 to 668 and encodes 190 amino acids. NCBI's taxonomy places the organism in Eukaryota, Metazoa, Chordata, Mammalia, Didelphimorphia, Didelphidae. Gene Ontology annotation, cellular component: membrane. Gene Ontology annotation, molecular function: copper ion transmembrane transporter activity. The record is from RefSeq and is a predicted model, not a curated record. Gene Ontology annotation, biological process: copper ion transmembrane transport. The transcript has 5 exons.
CCGAGAUCAAUUCUGAAAAGGAAACUGACUAAAAAUAGUCGAUUGCCAAAUUUACCUGAGGAUUCUGCUGUUGAUUUUCAACCUUUCCUAGGAAGAUGAACCCUGGGCCCAAUCAUGGGAUGAAUCAUAUGGAUGAUAAUAGCACUAUGCCCCCCCACCAUCAUUCAUCCACUACAGCCUCUCACGUUCAUGGUGGGGGAGGAGGAGACACAAUGAUGAUGAUGCCCAUGACCUUCUAUUUUGGCUAUAAGGAUGUGGAAUUGCUGUUUUCUGGAUUAGUGAUCAAUACACCUGGAGAAAUGGCUGGGGCAUUUGUGGCUGUCUUUUUGUUAGCAAUGUUCUAUGAAGGUCUCAAGAUAGCCCGGGAGAGCUUACUACGCAAGUCUCAGGUCAGCAUUCGAUACAAUUCCAUGCCAGUCCCAGGACCAAAUGGAACCAUCCUUAUGGAAACACACAAAACUGUUGGGCAACAGAUGCUGAGUUUCCCUCACCUUCUGCAAACGGUGCUGCAUGUCAUCCAGGUGGUCAUCAGCUACUUCCUCAUGCUUAUCUUUAUGACCUACAAUGGGUACCUUUGCAUCGCAGUAGCAGCAGGGGCCGGAACAGGCUACUUUCUCUUCAGCUGGAAGAAGGCAGUGGUGGUGGACAUCACAGAGCACUGCCAUUAAUGUCAGACUUUAGGAUGUGACCUUAUUUUCCAUGAUGAGAAGUAGCUGGAGACUGAGGGAAUUGAUUUCAAGUCCUCCUAUUGUCCCUCCAUGGCCCCUUGCCUCCCAACACUUGCAUAGACAACAAAUCAAGGAGGUUUACCUACUAACCUCCAAGCUGGAUGGUGCCCUCCCCAAACUGUUGAUUUCUCCUCCCAGGCUGAGAUCUUCAGUUCUUCACUAAUCAAGGUAGCCUUUUGUUCUAAUGAUUUCUUGAUCAUCAUCUUCCCUUUUUUAAUCUCUUGUGUUUUUGUUGUUUUUUUUUUUUUUUAAUGACAAUUUCAUGGACAUUCGGAGGUCAUUUCUGGGUCCUAGAUGGAGACUGUGGGAAACUACACUACCUACCCCAUAACACUAGAAAAUGUCUCCCAGUUGUUGGUCUAAGUGAGUGGAGGAAUAGGGUGUGCUUUUGCCCAGGUGUGAAGUGAUGUGUGGCAAUCUGAGGAUUUGAAGAAGAAUUUAGGAGUUGAAUAAAGGCAUCUAGCAAAAAGAAGUGUCCCCUUACAUAGCAACAAUCUGGGUCAUUAGCUUUUGCUACCAUUUACUUUUUUAUUGUGAUCUCACCAAUCACACAAAUUGACAAUCAACUUAAUGAUAGUAAAUAUCUUCCAA